AUGCGCUCAGCAAGAAUGCUAUCAUCCGGCCUUCGUGCCUUCAACUCUGCACUUCCGCGGACAGUGCUCUCACAACCCAAAUCGCGACAUUUCUCUCAGCUGCUCUCUCAAACUCCUCAACCUUCACCAACCCCAUCAUCGAGGCUCCUCCGGACUAGAUUCCCCCAACUCACCGUCCGAAACAACUCCAGCUCAUCAUCAUCCCCCCCAAACCUCACCGAUCAAACCUCAAACGCCGCUCAGGACGCAGCCAACGAAGAACAGAACAGGUUACGCCGCGAGCAAGAACCCGCAUAUCAGAUUACAUUCACCUGCAAGCCAUGUGGUCAUCGAUCUUCGCACCGUAUGUCCAAACAUGGGUAUCACCGCGGGACGAUCUUGAUCCGCUGCCCGUCUUGUCUCAACCGCCACGUUAUCGCCGAUCACCUCAAUAUCUUCAUGGAUAAGAAGAGUACCCUCGAGGAUAUCCUACAGCGGGAGGGGAAGCGAUUGACUCGUGGUUAUGUUGACGGAGACAUGGAAUUCUGGGAGGAUGGGACAGUGAAGAAGCGCGAGGAAGCGGAUGACGGCUCGCAGGCGAAGUAA
Molecule: messenger RNA, 585 nt
Organism: Aspergillus novofumigatus IBT 16806
Lineage: Eukaryota; Fungi; Ascomycota; Eurotiomycetes; Eurotiales; Aspergillaceae
Product: DNL-type zinc finger protein
Exons: 1
Coding region: 1-585 (194 amino acids)
Biological process (GO): protein folding; protein stabilization; protein import into mitochondrial matrix
Cellular component (GO): mitochondrion
Molecular function (GO): zinc ion binding; protein-folding chaperone binding
Source: RefSeq, a predicted model, not a curated record